This is a messenger RNA of Scophthalmus maximus (turbot), 1547 nucleotides long. RefSeq lists its product as uncharacterized. The coding region runs from base 91 to 1212 and encodes 373 amino acids. The record is from RefSeq and is a predicted model, not a curated record. NCBI's taxonomy places the organism in Eukaryota, Metazoa, Chordata, Actinopteri, Pleuronectiformes, Scophthalmidae. Gene Ontology annotation, biological process: response to bacterium. The transcript has 6 exons.
AUGGAAGGGCGGUCGAUAUUAUCUCCACUGUGAUUAUUAGGGGCCAAUCAGAUUGCUCUCACGUUGUUCCCACCCACAUGAUGUGAUUACAUGAAGGCAACUCAUCGACUAAUAGGGUCUAAAUUAACUGCUGAGCUAAAGUGGAUUAACAGUAAAAUGCGCAUCAUAUUCCACUUACUGCUGCUGCUCAGAGUGAAGCGAUGCACUUUUGAUCCGAUCUUCGAAACAAAGACUGCUGGUGUUGGACAUGAUGUGAAUUUGACGUGUAACCGCCAGCAGUUGGAGCACAGUGCCAUCUUAUUUUGGAUCAGGCUUGUUUCUGGAAACUUUCCUGAAAUCUUAGGGGCAACAUUUUCCCAUGAGCAUCCAGGUGUUAAUACGACCUCUCACUUUACAGUCAAGCAAGAGCCUGGGGUCUUUCUUCUGCACAUUAAAAAAACUGAGCGAAGCCAUACUGGAGUUUACUAUUGCAUAAGAGUAAAUCAGCUUGUCAUGACAUUUUUGAAUGCAACAUUUCUGAGAAUUAAAGGACCAGAACCUGAUGUAUCUACAGUCAUUCAAGUCCCUCCGUCUGAUCCAGUCGGUCCAGGAGACCCAGUGACGCUGCAGUGUUCAGUCCUGUCUGACUCUGAGAACAACACGUGUCCAGGAUAUCACAGUGUGUUCUGGUUCAGAUCUGGUUCAGAUGAAUCUCAUGCCAGUUUGAUUCAUGCUCAUGGAAACAGUCGUGAUGAAUGUGAAAAGAACCCUGAAGAUCACUGGCCCCAGAAAUGUGUCUACAACUUCUGUAAGAACGUUAGCUCGUCUGAUGCUGGGACUCACUACUGUGCUGUGGCCACAUGUGGAGAGAUUUUAUUUGGACGUGGAACAAAAGUGGACAAUAAAGCAUCCAACGUGUGGGAUGUACAGAAGGCCAAUACAGUUCUGUUUCUGUUAUGUGCUACAUUGGCGAUAAGUCUGAUUGUUAUCGGCUUCCUGAUUCAUAUCAUCAAGAAGAAAACCUGUGAUUGUUGCAAAGCUGUGGUUUCUUUUCCAACAGAGGCUGCAACUGUCCGUGGUAAUCAGCAAGAUCAGCAGAGAGAUGAGGACUCGUUGGUUUAUUCUGCGCCAACUUUCACCACGAGGAAAGCUGGUAAAGCGCUGAGAGGAAAAUCAAAAACUACAGAGGAACAACCAGUAUAUUCUGAUGUCAGGGUUUAUGCGAGUAAUUAACAAUUCAAAAACUGGAUUUGCUAAAUGAAGAUGAUACUUAUUCACAUAACUCCGGUAUCUGAUCUUGGUAAGAAUAUUUUAUAUGGAAAUCCUUCAAAAUAUUUUUAUAUUUUGUCCAGAGAUGUUUAAGUUUAAAUGCGUUUGGUGACAUCCUACAGUAUUUUCUUCAAACAGGUUUAUCAUCUUCAACUCAAACAGGCUUUUUGAAAAAAAACUUGACCGAGUACGAAAGUUGUGAAACAAAUAGUCUCAUUUGUCUUAUAUGCAGUUUAAAGGCUCUCUGUUUUCACCAAUGUGUUAAAUAAUGAUUGUGCAGAAUAAAAGUUUAAGUUUAA